AUGGACGACACAAACCACUGGGCGCCAAUCUUCGAAUGCGAAACCUGCACCAGCCAGUUUCGUUCCCAGAAUGCAGCCAACCAGCACAUGAACGCCCUUGGGCAUUGGGCACCCAGCUUCCCUUGUGAGACAUGUGGAAAGAUGUUCCGCACCCAAGGAGCAGCAAACCAACACAUGAACAAGCUUGGACAUUGGGCGCCGAGAGUACCAUGUGAAACCUGUGGCCUGAAGUUCUUCACGCAAAACGCUGCCAACGAUCACAUGAAGGCGGAAGGCCACUACGAGAACUACUGCGAAGCCUGCGACAUUUCAUUCCAGAACGGAAACAACCUAAGGAUGCACCUCAACUCCAAAGUUCAUCGUAGCGGCAUCAAGUGCCCGUUCUGCUCCAGUAAGUAUACCACUGCCAGUGGCCUGAUCCACCACCUCGAGCGUAACUCUUGUCCACGCGCUCCACAGCUCAACCGGGAAACAAUCCACCGCAUGGUGAGCCAGCGGGACCCUCACGGCGCCAUCACAAACAAGCAGAUCGGAUGGCACGCGGAAGAGAACACCACUUACACGGUUACGGACCGCGCCUUUAACGGUAUCGCUUGGGAGUGUUACCUCUGCCACAAGCUAUUCAGCACCUGCAAUGCCCUUAACAGCCAUGCCAACUCGCCAGUCCACCAGCAGAAGGUGUACCAUUGCCCGAGCCCGAAGAGCAGGUGUGGUAAGCAGUUUUCCACGCUCGCUGCUUUGUUCAAUCACCUGGAGAGUGAGACGUGCGGGUUCAUGAGGUUCGAGAAGGUACAGCAGCAGUUCGGAAACUUACUGCAGAGAGGAAGGAUCAUCACGUUCUAG
Molecule: messenger RNA, 843 nt
Organism: Aplosporella prunicola CBS 121167
Lineage: Eukaryota; Fungi; Ascomycota; Dothideomycetes; Botryosphaeriales; Aplosporellaceae
Exons: 2
Coding region: 1-843 (280 amino acids)
Biological process (GO): regulation of transcription by RNA polymerase II
Cellular component (GO): chromosome
Molecular function (GO): chromatin insulator sequence binding
Source: RefSeq, a predicted model, not a curated record